Molecule: messenger RNA, 2731 nt
Organism: Diceros bicornis minor
Lineage: Eukaryota; Metazoa; Chordata; Mammalia; Perissodactyla; Rhinocerotidae
Gene: GBGT1
Product: globoside alpha-1,3-N-acetylgalactosaminyltransferase 1 (FORS blood group)
Exons: 7
Coding region: 997-2040 (347 amino acids)
Biological process (GO): carbohydrate metabolic process
Cellular component (GO): membrane; Golgi apparatus; vesicle
Molecular function (GO): globoside alpha-N-acetylgalactosaminyltransferase activity
Source: RefSeq, a predicted model, not a curated record
AAGAGGGGCGGCGGCCGUGGGCGGGGCGCGCUGCUCCAUUUCCUUUUCGCGGCCCUGUUUGACCCUCCCCCAGCCGGGAGACUGUGUGCUCGGCUUCGCGAGCUGCCGGAGGCCACCGCGUAACCCAGGGCGGAGGAGGAGCGCCCAGACCACGGAGCCGGCACUGGCGGGCGGACGUCCAGGACUGCCAGGGGUCCCGGGAACACUGUGACCCUGACCUGGCCCAGCGCUUUACAGCCCUUCCCGCACAUCAUCCUCAGGGGCGCUGCGUAUUGUGCCCCCGACCCAAGCCCCCUUAGCCGAGGGGGACGCUGAAUCUGUGGUGGAGGGGGGGAGGAGAGUGACUUGCCCAAGGUUACCGAGACAAUGAGAGCUGAAGCGUCUUCCCACGGGCCCCCAGAGGAAUGCACUGCUGCCACCCCUCCCCCCAGGGGAAUCACGGCCGCCCUUCUCUGCGCAGCCCCCGCCCAGGGUGGGUGGGUCUCUGCUGGGACCACAUCAAGCAGGCUCUAGGCUUGAUUUUUGGUGUCCUCGCUGUUGACCCUGGGAAUCCUUUUCCAAGCCCCGCCUUCGUGCUGCUGCUGCCCCAGUCCCUAUAUGCGGGCCUCCCUCUGCUCAGUGCCCAGAGAUGUGGUUGGGAGGGAGAUCUGAGGGCCAAGGCUGGAGGCCAGUCGGCCGGGCCCGAGUGCCUCUCCCAAGGCACAGCUACAGGCUUCCGCUGGGCACUGAGCCACUGUCCCCGGGUCCACCUCCCAGAGCUGGGCUUGGGGUCCAGCAAGAGGAGGAGACAUCAGGGAUCCACAUUCCCCUGGUGGGGCCACCCAGGGGAGGGCAGGGCAGCAAGGAUGGGGCCACUGUGCCCUGGAUAAGGAGAAUUCCUUUGCAGGUGUUCCCCAGCCGGGAGACAACAGGCUCAGAGCCCUGAGAGAGGAGGGCUGAUUCGCCAAGACACACCCAGUCUCAGCGGGUGUCCAGCCUCAGGUGCUGCACCCAGCGAUGCGCUGCCACAGACUGGCCGUGGGUCUGGGGUUCUGCCUGCUGGUGGGCACUGCCCUCUGCGCUCUGUGGGUGUGUGUCGAGAACUGGCUGCCGGUCUCCUACAUCCCCUAUUAUCUCCCCUGCCCAGAGAUCUUCAACAUGAAGCUGCAGUACAAGGGGGAGAAGCCGUUCCAGCCCGUGGCACAGUCACAGUACCCUCAGCCCAAGCUGCUGGAGCAGAGGCGCACAGAGCUGCUGACGCUGACGCCCUGGCUGGCGCCCAUCGUCUCCGAGGGAACCUUCAACCCAGAGCUUCUGCGGCACAUCUACCAGCCCCUGAACCUGACCAUCGGGCUCACAGCGUUCGCCGUGGGGAAGUACACCCGCUUUGUCAAGCACUUCCUGGAGUCGGCUGAGCGGUUCUUCAUGCAUGGUUACCGGGUAUGCUAUUACAUCUUCACCGACGAUCCCACAGCCAUUCCCCGGGUCCCGCUGGCCCCCGGCCGCCUCCUCAGCAUCAUCCCCAUCCAGAGGCACUCCUGCUGGGAGGAGAUCUCCACGCGCCGGAUGGAGACCAUCAGCCAGCACAUUGCUGAGAGGGCGCACCGGGAAGUGGACUACCUCUUCUGCGUCAAUGUGGACAUGGUGUUCCGGAACCCGUGGGGCCCUGAGACCUUGGGAGACCUGGUGGCUGCCAUUCACCCACGCUACUAUGCUGUCCCCCGCCAGCAGUUCCCCUACGAGCGCAGGCAUGUUUCCACCGCCUUCGUGACAGAUGGUGAGGGGGACUUCUAUUAUGGUGGGGCAGUCUUUGGGGGGCGGGUGGCCAGGGUGUACGAGUUUACCAGGGGCUGCCACAUGGCCAUCCUGGCAGACAAGGCCAACGGCAUCAUGGCAACCUGGCAGGAGGAGAGCCACCUGAACCGCCGCUUCAUCUCGCACAAGCCCUCUAAAGUGCUGUCCCCAGAGUACCUCUGGGACGACAGGAAGCCCCAGCCAGCCAUCCUGAAGCUGAUCCGCUUUUCUACUUUGGACAAAGACACCAACCGGCUGAAGAGCUGACAUCAGAGCCAGGGCUGCCAUGGACGGGGCCAGCUCUGCACCCAGCUCGCCCCAGAGGAGCACCCAGCUCGCCCUGGAGGAGCACCCAGCUCGCCCCAGUGGAGCCACCUUGCACCUGUGCCUGACUUCUCAAGCCUUAGCUGAGACCAGCCCUGUCCUGCCUACCUCGCAGUCUGCCAGGAGAAUCCACCCAGAAAAAAGAUGUGGAAAGGCCAUUGUAAACUGUAAAGGGCUGUGCCCACAGGAGAACAGAGGUCACACAGCAGUGUGGCCCAAGAAGGGUAGGACAGGAGGGGAGACUGGAGGUUGAAGAUGGCAGGCUUUCCCCAGCAGAUGUGCCUUCGGGGCAGGCCCUGGAGUCAGCCCUACUCAGUGCCUGAAAGUCCACCUCUGCCCCUUUUGUCACCUCUUGUCCUUAAACUUGCACUUCUGACAUCUAGGUAUGAAAGGCAUCCUGGCCCCCUUUUCCCCGGCUGUGGGGCUCCCGGGUGCUGUGACGUCCCCCAGCCACAUGGAGCCAAUGCCUCACUCAGGACCCUGGAGCGAGCCUUUGAAAUGGACCCGCUCUAGGCUCUCUCUGGUUUCAAGUCCAGCCUGCACCCCACGGAGGACCAGGCUCCCGGGCACUAGCCGCCUCCUUUGUCAGAGGAUUGGGGCGGUUUCCAAUAAAGGUGGCACGUGCUAGGCCCUA